AUGGCCUGUUUACAAAAACUUCGAGAAGAUAUUGCCUUGCUUGAACGAUUGUUUCCUAAAACACACGAACGCUUUCAGAUUGUUUCCGCUUCAAUUGACGAACUCGAGGUUAAAUUUGUUGGGACAGAUGGGAAGUCUAUUCAGAUUUGUGCAAACAUUCAGGAAAACUACCCACGAGAGCCUCCAAUUUGGUUCAGCGAAUCUGACGAUGCUAUAGUCACUGCUUUACUUGAACAACUCACUCAAAGUCAGGAUGGCACAGGUAUUCUGGCACAAUUGCAUAUGCUGGUUCUCAGGCUUUGUACUGCCCACAAUCUGACUGCGCCGACAGAACUUGAAGCGAUUGCUCCGAGUCCACUGGAUGACCGCGACGAAGGAAAUGGGAGCGAAUUGGAAAGCACCGUGGAUGAUGACGAAGAGGAUGAUUUGAUGUGCGAAAUGGAAGACGUUUCUGCUGCACGAGUUGAGCAUUCUGAAGAUGGAUUGGUUCCACCGGAAGGUUUAGCUGUUAUUACUCGUGUUUCUCAAGUACAACGUCAGCAGCACCUUAAAGGCGCUCCAGCUGGUUCUGUAACAGCGUCAGAUCGUCUUAUGAAAGAGCUUAAACAGAUAUAUAGCAGUGAUAAUUAUAAAAACGGUAUCAAAACGUUUACUUUUUUUGGUAUUAUUAGGUUUGGAUAUCCAAGGUUAUUAACCGAUACCUCCUGUCUUCGGUUUUCGAUGGGUUUCAGUCCCUGGUUUUCAGUUCCGGUUCGGUUAACUGUUUGUGUCCAAUCCUAUUUUCUAAAAUUAAUUUUAGGCGUUUUCUCAAUCGAAUUGGAAAAGGAUAAUUUGUAUGAGUGGAAUGUCAAAUUGAAGAAAGUUGAUGAAGAUAGCAAUCUUGCAUCAGAUUUGAGACAAUUGGCUAAACCUCCACAUAACAAGGAUGGACUGCUUUUUCAAUUUAUUUUUGGGACUUCAUUUCCGUUUGAGCCUCCAUUUGUUCGUCUUGUUUCUCCUGUUGUUACAAACGGGUUUGUUUUGAGUGGUGGUGCUCUUUGUAUGGAACUUUUAACCAAACAAGGAUGGACAGCUUCUUAUAGCGUUGAAUCAUUAAUUACUCAAAUCUCUGCUACUUUGGUUAAAGGAAAUGCUCGUAUUGCAUUUGAACCAAAAAAUGGGAAUACUUAUAGUUUGGUUAAAGCUCAGCAAUCUUUCAAGUCUCUUGUACAUAUUCAUGCUAAAUCAGGUUUGUUUCUUUUUUUAUUUUUUUGGGGGCGAGGACAACUGGUAUCGUGA
Messenger RNA from Meloidogyne enterolobii, 1278 nucleotides. Lineage: Eukaryota; Metazoa; Nematoda; Chromadorea; Rhabditida; Meloidogynidae. The record is from the annotation of a GenBank genome assembly.